GCGUGACGUCGGAGGCGGAAGUAAACAUAAAAGGCAGGAGAUUUCAAGCUGCGUCACAAACUUUCAGACUUUGUAGAGUUCGUGUUCGGAUCUGCUCGGCCCGUCUCUCUAUCUCUCUCGGUUCGGUUCGGUUCCAGUCGGGAUGUCUGUGACAGUAAAGGCCUACCUGCUGGGGAAGGACGAGCAGGUGAAGGAGAUCCGCCGCUUCGCGGUGGACCAGGACGUUUCCUGCAGCUUCGAGUACCUGAGCCGAAAGGUGGCGGCGGUCUUCUCCAACCUGAGCGGCUCCACCUGCAGCCUCUUCUACAAAGAUGAAGAUGGAGACCUGGUGGCGUUUUCCUCUGAUGAUGAGCUGAUGAUGGGGCUGAGCUUCGUGAAGGACGCCACGUUCCGCCUCUACAUCAGAGAGAGGAAGGAGCACCGUCGGGACUUCCCUCUUCACGCCUUUCCCCCCUUCGCCUUCGGCCCCCCUCCUCCUCAUCAUCAUGGCCCCGCCCACAUGGCCCCGCCCCCCGCCGUCCACCCUAACGUGACGUGUGACGGCUGCGAAGGCACGGUGGUGGGAACUCGCUUCAAAUGCUCGGUGUGUCCGGACUACGACCUUUGCUCCGCCUGCCAGGCUCAGGGGAAGCAUACUGAGCACGCUCUGCUGCCCAUCUGGCACCCCCUGCAGCACUGGUUUCCUCGGGGGAAGUGGAUGAAGAGGAUGAGACAUUGUGGAAUGUGGAACCAGAACCCGAACCCGGAGCAGAACCAGAACCAGGAACAGGCUGGGGCUGCUAAACCUGCAGCGGACAGCAGCGCCCCCUCUGCCUCCCAGGCCAGCGUGGACUUCCUGAAGAACAUCGGUGAGGGCGUGGCCGCCAUGCUGAGCCCGCUGGGCAUCGACGUGGACAUCGAUGUGGAACACGAAGGUCAGAAGACCAAGGUGACCCCGCCCACUCAGAGCGGCGCAGAGCCAGGUGACGUAGAGAUGAACGAAGAAGGCGGAGCCAGCAACGAGGACGGAGUCAACCAAGGGUCAAAGGUGAGCCGGGACUCUGACGAGGAGUGGACUCACCUGAGCUCCAAGGAGGUGGACCCGUCCACAGGUGAGCUGCAGUCGCUGCAGCUGGAGGGCCGGGUGCCACCGGAGCCCGGGGCCCCGCAGCAGGGGCCCACCGGCCUGCGGGAGGCCGCGCUCUACCCACACCUGCCUCAAGAAGCCGACCCGCGUCUGGUGGAGUCGCUGGCGGCCAUGUUGUCCAUGGGCUUCAGCGACGAAGGCGGCUGGCUGACUCACCUGCUGCAGGCCAAGAACGGAGACAUCGGCGCCGCGCUUGAUGCCAUCCAGUACGCCAAGCAGCCCCGCCCCCACCAGUGACAUCAUCUCAGCAGCGGCUUCCUGUAGCCUGUUAGCAUUUAAUCAAUAGCUUCAGUCUGAGCUCUAUAAUCAAUAGAUUUAUUUGUUCCUUUGUUUCUGAUCAAUAAAAACUUGAAAGGA
This is a messenger RNA of Gambusia affinis (western mosquitofish), 1483 nucleotides long. RefSeq names its product sequestosome 1 (gene sqstm1). Gene Ontology annotation, molecular function: zinc ion binding; protein kinase C binding; K63-linked polyubiquitin modification-dependent protein binding. The transcript has 8 exons. The record is from RefSeq and is a predicted model, not a curated record. The coding region runs from base 143 to 1363 and encodes 406 amino acids. Gene Ontology annotation, cellular component: aggresome; amphisome. NCBI's taxonomy places the organism in Eukaryota, Metazoa, Chordata, Actinopteri, Cyprinodontiformes, Poeciliidae. Gene Ontology annotation, biological process: aggrephagy; mitophagy; endosome organization.